AUGUCCUCCCUCAACCGCCUUAUCCUCUUCGUAUCGCUUUACACAGUUCAUUCCACGCCUUGCAAGAAGGCAUUGUUUGACCAAGACUCCUUUGCUUGCGUUUGCGACAAUUUGAGCUGCGAUACGGUAGAGCCAUUAGGAGAGGUUGCGCUUAACAAAGCGGUAGUUUACACCACCUCGGCCGAGGGUGAUCGCCUUACAAGGACCGUGUUAAACUUUGAAAAUGUGCAUGGUGAGUACUAACUUCAUUAUUGAGACUCUCUUAAUUAUUUAAGGUCCUGAACUCUCGUUUUAGAUGUGAAAAACACAACCGUCGUCCUCGAAUUGGACCCCAGUUCCGAACGGCUUCAAAAAAUCAUCGGAUUCGGCGGCGCUAUAACGGAUGCUGUUGCGUCGGUAUACGCAAAAGCCGGGGUUCUUGGACUGAACUUGCUGGAACAAUAUUAUGGAAAUGACAGUAAGUACAAAUCUUGCUAAAACUUUGAGUUGAAUCUGUUUUUUAGGCAUUGGCUAUAGCCUGGGACGAGUCCCAAUUGGCAGCUGCGACUUCUCCGAAUCUGAAUGGUCUUAUUCGGAGGUUGAGGAGGACUAUCAGCAACGGCAUUUCAAUACUUCACAGGAUUCAAAGGUGAGGUUUGCAAAAAAAUUUUUUUUUUUGUGAAAAUUGUAAUUUUACAAGCCCCUUUUUUGCAGCCCGAUAUUCUAAAGCAAAUUCUCAAACUCAACCCAGAUUUGCAACUUUUUGCAUCGCCCUGGUCGGCUCCAGGUUGGAUGAAACAAAGUGGCCGAAUGAAGGGAGGUGGACGGCUGAAAGGAGACUUGAAUGGGGUUUACUACCUUGCUUAUGCCAAGUAUUUGAUCAAGUAGGUGUUGAAAAUGAUGUUAAUACCAUUUUUCGAGCAUUAAAGACUUAUAAAAUCAUAUUUUUUCAGAUUCUUUGAGCACUAUUUUUCGGAGGGCAUCAAAUUUUGGGGAAUGACCGUCCAAAACGAGCCGGGCUUUGCCACCGAUCCCAAUUAUCCUUUCCAGAAUAUGUACUUGUCCUCGGAAGAUCAACGGUAAGAUAUUGAACGAGUCCAGAAAGUUAUCGUAUUUUACCUGAAAAUCUAAUCAUCAUUUAUUUAGUGACUUUGUAAACAAAAGACUCCGCCCAAUGUUCAACAGAAAUAACGCGACGGCCAAUUUGAAAAUCAUGGCUCAUGAUCAUCAACGGGACUCGAUCUUUGACGCUGCGAAAGCUGUAAGCGAUCAGAAUGAAAGCCUAUCAAAAUUUGCAUUUUUUGAAUUUUUAUUUACCCGGUUUGCAAAUUUUUUGAAUUAAAUUUUUUUCAGAUCUAUGACAAAGCUGCUCAUGUGGAACAUGAAGUCGAUGGACUGGCCGUUCAUUGGUAUUCGCAAUCAGACUUUGAUCCAUUAAGAUUAACCCAUAAACUGAGACCUGACAAGUUCAUAUUGGCAACAGAGGUAAGUGGAGGGAACUUGGGAUUGUUCUCUGACCGUCUGAUCUGUCACAGGUCUACAGGAAUUUCGAAUAACUCGGCUGCUACAGGAAGCAAAGAGCUAGAAUCUUAAGAAAUUGAUGAAGGUCCAAGGAGAACUAUGCAUGACAAAUUCAAAGAGAAUUUGAGCAUCGCACUUCGAGAAAUUAUGUUCCAAACUUGUUCACCUUCCCCAUCUAACCUCUCUAACAUUUCAGGCCUGUAACGCCUACCAAGUCGAUGGUCACAUCCCGCUUCUCGGUAGCUGGAGCCAUGCCAACUUCUACGCCCACGACAUCAUCCAAAAUCUGUUGCAUUUCGUGACCGGCUGGACGGAUUGGAACAUCUUCUUGGAUGAGCAAGGCGGCCCCAAUUGGGUCGGAAACUUUGUCGAUGCUCCGAUUAUUGUGGAUGCCGAGAAGAAGGUCUUCUACAAACAACCCAUGUACUACAUAAUGGGACAUUUUAGCAAGUUUAUCCCGCCGGAAUCGUAUCGAAUUCAAAUGACUCAAAGCGUUGAUGAGAAUGCUUUCGAGGCGGUCGGAUUCAUCGUAAAUGGAACGAGAUUAGUGGUCGUGGCGCAUAACCGGUCGCCGGGAAAGAGCUAUGAUGUGGUAUUGAAAAAGAAGAACUCUCAGAAUGGUGUAAAACUCACUUUAGGACCGAAAAGCAUCAAGACCAUCAUCUUCAACAAUAGUUAA
Molecule: messenger RNA, 2179 nt
Organism: Bursaphelenchus xylophilus (pine wood nematode)
Lineage: Eukaryota; Metazoa; Nematoda; Chromadorea; Rhabditida; Aphelenchoididae
Source: the annotation of a GenBank genome assembly